UUUCCAGGAAGUGACGUAGCGUAGUUACUAGGCACCAUGUCACGCUCACCACAUCCAGCCGUAGUAGCCCGGUAACGAAGAUUUUGUUUUUAAUGCAGGCUUGCGGUUUGUUUGUUUGUCCUUUCAGCGGAAUACAUCUUCUCUAAAGAAGUACAUGCAAGUGUAACGUGUGUCACCGUUUGUCGUGCGAUCCUUCGUCAGGUUCAGUGCAUUUGGACAGACUGUCAUGUUCAACCCCAGUGAACUAGAAGGUGAAGUGGAUCAUUCGUUUUUCGAUAGUGAUUGUGGUGAUGGCAGCUUCAGCAGAGAUAGAUGGAAAAAGAUGGAGAGCUCACCAGUGCACGAGAGGCUUGGUGCAAAACAGACUGCAAAACAAAAAGAUGGUUUGUCCCCAAGGACUGAUGGGAUUAAAAAAGACCAAGUGAACAAAAACAGAAGCACAGAGGAAAGGAAAGAGAACAGCUAUCAGUCAAAGGUGGAAGAGAAGAGCAGGGCAUCUAAUGCAUCAUCUAUUGCCUCUAGGUUAGAUGAGGUCAUCAAUAAUAGCAGUGAUAGUGAGGAAAAUAACACGUUGCACUUUAAAAGGCCCGAUGGAACAUUUAUGGCUUUGUUGGCUGAGGGCAGAGAGGUACAUGAUAAGGAUGUGUACAACCAGAGUCCUAAUGAGACUGAAGAAGAGGCAUUACCAUCCAGUGCCAAACACUUAGGCUCGAAAAGGAGAAAUAAACAAUCUCCUAAAAAACUGAUAAGAAACCGGCGCACCCGAAGUCCAUCCCCUUCUUCAACCGAGGCCAGCAUAGACGCAGACUCAGAAAGCUCCUCUCGCAGUAGCAAUGGGAGAAGCAGUUUAGGGUCCCCCACCCUUCCCAAACCCAAGAAGUCCUCUUUAUGCCCUGGAGAAAGAAGAGCCAGAGUGGGCUCAGCGGGAUCUCGGGAUUUACCUGCCAGCCAUACAGAGGAGUCAGAUGAUACAGUGACAGAUGUGAGCCCCCUCUCCUCCCCUGACAUCAGCCCUCUGCAAUCGUUGGACCUGAACCACACUGAGGCUGAACAGGGAGGCCUUACAGAGCAGCAGCAGCAGCAUCAGCAGCAGCAGCAGGAGAGUGUGCCCUCCAGUGGCCUCAGCAGUAUACAUCAAGACGAGGACUCAGAUCAGGAUGUGGAUGAGUACUCUCUCAGUUCAGAGAGUCAACUUGAAGAUAAACUGGUCUUCCGCUGUCCUGGAGGGAGAAACAGGAAGAAUUACUCAUUCACUAAUGAUGAGGUCCGGCGCAUAGAUCGAGAGAACCAGCGACUUCUUCGGGAGCUGUUGCGCCUUUCUCCCUCGCCCAGGCCAGGAAGUGUGGUUAGGAAGAAAACCAGUAUGGCUGGUAACUCGCCUCUUGUUCGCCUCUCUCACAGCGCACUCAACAGGCAGCGGGAACAGCAACGCAUCGAGAGGGAGAAUCUGGCUUUCCUGAAGAGACUGGAGUCUGUUAAGCCUACACCUGGCCUGAUGCGCUCAGAGCAACUGGCAGACUACCAGCGCCAAGUCGGAUACCUGGGAGCUCCUUCAUACCCCAUCUCUGGGUCCACUUCAAAGAAAACGAGGUCUGCCAGCAGGUCAAGCUCAGCAGGUCCCAGGUCAGCCAGUUCAGCCCACCACAGUUCCAGGGCAGUUUCCACCACCUCUGAGUCCAGCAGCACGCCUGCACCCAGGUCAAAAAAACUGAGCACAGCCCGGCCAGCCUGGUGCUAAGAACACCGCUGUUUCCUAAUCUACAAAGAGGCACAUCGCCUGGUUCCCUUUACUGGUAUCCAUUCAUCACAAAAGGUCAGGUGUGGAAGGUACAAAGUUCAAAUAAUCUUUUUUCUCACCAUACCUUUAAUCAGCAAGUCAGUGGUUGUGUUAUCACGCUUAUCCAUUCAAAAGAAGAUAUGACUUUUUUUCUCCUCCGUGAUGCUGAAAUAUAGCAAGUGAUGCUCUGGGUUCAAAGCUGUUGUAAUGCAUGAGAAUAGUUUAACUGUGGCUUCUGAAAACUGCAGUAAGUCUGCACAGCAGUUAGCUCGCUGUAUUUUCAUAGAAAAUGUUGCCUUUACUUCAACAGCCAUGUUGUAAUUAUAGAAAUAACAAACAAUUAGUUGUUUUUUAUUUGAGUGAAUGAGUGACAUUUCAAUUAAAUCUGCAAUUUUUUUGUUUGGUUCCUUCUCUCACAUUUGUACAAUAUAUGAUGUCCUAAAACAAUUAAAAAGUUACUUGAGAGUUAUUUUUCUGGUGUUAAAUAUAUUUUGUUCCUCAUAAAAUUAAGCUGCUAGCUCCACUAGUUAUCAGUUUUAGCAGCCUCAAAUAGGGGAAUGGUUAACAGUAAAUCAUUGUCACAAAAGGAAGAGGAUUCCUUAAUAGUUUGUAAUAGUUAGGAGAGUAGAUGUACAUUAAACUACUCAGUAUUUCUGUGGUGCUCAUGACUUUGAAUACUUUAAAAAUGUUCUUUACAAAACCAAAAAUACUGUGGUGAAAGCUUUUCUGCUACUUUUUGCUUGACAUCUUUUGUCCACAGUGUGUCUUUAAAAAAAAUGGCAGAAUAACACAUAUGAACAGAUUUUAUGCCAAACGAUCAAUUACUAAAGGUGAAAAUCAGGCUAAUGACAGUGGAUAUUUUGACAAAAUCCUACUGUAUUUUAACUGUAUUGUGGUCUGAAUGGGCAUUUUUCACUGAACACACUUUGUCAUGUUACA
This is a messenger RNA of Lates calcarifer (barramundi perch), 2716 nucleotides long. It is a transcript of the gene cfap97, whose product is annotated as cilia and flagella associated protein 97. NCBI's taxonomy places the organism in Eukaryota, Metazoa, Chordata, Actinopteri, Centropomidae. Gene Ontology annotation, biological process: spermatogenesis. The record is from RefSeq and is a predicted model, not a curated record. Bases 227 to 1738 code for a protein of 503 amino acids. The transcript is spliced from 5 exons.